This is a messenger RNA of Ctenopharyngodon idella (grass carp), 8762 nucleotides long. It is a transcript of the gene tspan9a, whose product is annotated as tetraspanin 9a. Gene Ontology annotation, cellular component: membrane. Lineage: Eukaryota; Metazoa; Chordata; Actinopteri; Cypriniformes; Xenocyprididae. The record is from RefSeq and is a predicted model, not a curated record. The transcript has 7 exons. The coding region runs from base 930 to 1940 and encodes 336 amino acids.
CCCACUCCUCCUCCAUCAGCUCAUGAUUUCAUUUAAUUCAUCGUAGCCCUCCCAGACUCUCCCCAGGCCAGUCAGCGCAGUUGACAGCACUGAACUUGUAUAGGCAUAAAGCACAGUGAUGAUAAGCACAUUAAAGCUGCUGUAUUGGCUAGGGGAGGGUCUAGCUCCAGUAGCUGCUGCCUUAUUGGUGGUCUGAGUGGCAGGGGAGGGGCUGGGAGGAGUACAGGCAGAGAGAGAGAGAGUGAGGUGAGAGCUUUGCGCUAGGUUGGGAGGGAAUGCCCACUAGAUGCAGCUGCUGAUAAUAGCGUGUAUCAGCACCAGAGCAGUGAUUGAGAGCACAGACAGAGAGAGGAGGAGAGAGGAGCAAGGAACAGCAUGCCGUGCCAUAGAGUGGUUAAAUCAGAGCAGCGUGAUUGAUUCAGGCAAACAAGGAUAAAAAAAAAAAAGUAAAAGGAGAUCUAGAGAGUCUCUCGGAGCGCAAAAUCCUGAGAGGAGAACGGGGGUGGAAGUUAGAAGGCUGUGGGAACUCAUCAACUCCUUGUGGAAAGGCACAGCUGAGGUCAGCAGGCAGGAGUGUGGGAUCGAGCAGCAGCUGAACGAAGCCAGGCUGGGGGUGGACACUCUUUUAGAGGGGUAAAGAGCGGCGUAGGGUGAAGGAAUACUGCUGAAACUUCAGUUACACUCAACGUGCACCUGCCCGUGGGAGUAACGCUUCUGGAUAUUACAGCAAGGCUACAGGGCAAGCUGCCACAUCCACUAGAGCGAUUUUGCAAAGCCACUGUCUGGUUGACUUAAUCCUGAUCUUUUGUGUGAAAAAGAAAGACUAGCAUUUUUGUAGCACUAGAGCGCAAGUUCAAGGUUCUGCUCAAGGGCUAUUCUGAGAGACAUGAUAGAGAAUGAAAUAAAGAGCGCGGCUUCCGUUCCAGAGCAUGGAGAAGUCAAGUAGUGAGGAAUCUGCUAUCCACCGUAGCCCCUCUGUGGACAGCCGCGACUCAGACUUUGCCCAAGCCUCCACCUCCGGACGGCCGUUCGGAGGACGAGGCUUUACCGCUGGAGCCUUUUACGGGUCCACUGGCCCACGUGCGCAAACUGCUGCUCAGAGUGGGGUGGCCGGCGACGACAAAGGCAGUAAUAAGUACAAGGCUCCUAAAGGCAGCAAAUACGUGGUCUUUUAUCUGGAUCUAUCCUUUGUGUUCCUUCUAGAGUUCAAGAAGUGCAACAUGGCGAGAGGCUGUCUGUGCUGUCUGAAAUACAUGAUGUUUGUCUUCAACCUCAUCUUCUGGUUGUGUGGCUGUGGGCUGCUGGGAGUUGGAAUCUGGCUGUCUGUGUCUCAAGGCAGCUUCGCCACCUUCUCCCCCUCCUUCCCCUCCCUCUCUGCUGCCAACAUGGUCAUCGCCAUAGGCGCCAUCGUCAUGGUGACGGGCUUCCUCGGUUGCCUGGGCGCCAUCAAGGAAAACAAGUGCCUGCUUCUGAGCUUCUUCAUUGUCUUGCUGAUUAUUCUGCUGGCUGAGCUGAUUUUGCUCAUUCUUUUCUUCGUCUACUCUGAUAAGGUCAGUGAGAACGCAAAGCAGGACCUGAAAGAUGGUCUUGCGCUCUACAACACAGACAACAACAUUGGGCUGAGAAACGCCUGGAAUAUCAUCCAAGCUGAGUGGAAGUGUUGUGGAGUAACUGGGUACACAGAUUGGCACGAGGCUCUGAAAGAGAAGGUGGUGCCUGACCGCUGCUGUCAAGAGCAUUAUCAGGAGUGUGGCCGCAACUCCACCAACAUGUUCUGGACACGGGGCUGCUAUGAGAAAGUUGAAGAGUGGCUUGAAGAUAAUAAGCACCUACUCGGAACCAUCGGCAUGUGUAUCUUGGUAGUUCAGCUCUUGGGAAUGGCCUUUUCCAUGACACUGUUCCAUCAGAUCCACAGAAGCGGGAAGAAGUAUGAUGCCUAACGAGGCUGUUUUUCAAGGGAGGAGACCUGGUGCUUUAUGGGACAGACUCUGGAGGACAGCUCCUCCUCUUGUAUCUAACUUCCACCACUGGCCAGCCCCUCUUCCCAUUAUUCCCCACCUUACACCUUACCAUCCUGUAUAGACUUCAGUCAUGGUCUGUCUCUUUUCCACUCUUUCUCCCCCAUCUGCUCAUCUGCCAAAGAGACCCGGGGACAGAGAGGAAUGAGAGGACCAACUCUUGGCCAGCAUCCUCCCCAUGAGGCCUCUGACUUUCUCCAUCUCCUCUAGAACCUUUAUUUUACGCUUGAACUAACUAACGUUUGCAAGAAGGAGAAUAAUGAUGACAAACUGCGUGGCUUCACUAAUACGUAAAUUCUUAAGCCCAACAUACAGAGCAUUGAGAAGACAUCAGACUGGAAACCUUUGGGGUGGGAUGAAUUUGAAAAGCAUCGCUCAUUAUCACCUCCAUCUACAAUGUAAAUGACAAACAGCUCCAUUUUAGCAUGAUGCGGUUUUGUACGAGACAGAAAUCUUUGUCAUUUUGGCUCAAGACUUUUUUGUUCGUUUUUUUAUAAGUGACUUUGCCCCAACCCCAUAAUUGUCAUUUUUUUGCACCUAAUGAUUGGAAGAAGGCGGUACAAGUAUUCUGACUUCAGCGAGGUAUGACCAGGAAUCUGAGUUUGUCUGUGUGUGUUGCUACACAAGCUUGUUCUUGUGUUUAAAGGUUUGUGAUUUGAGGAUGCAUCAAAAUGUGUCGAAAGUUUCACCCUGAUGAGAACCAUUACAACCUAAUGUCAGUAUAAUACAUCAAAUAGGGACUGUUUUACCAUAUACAGACUGUCUGAUUACCCAGCCGCCCACAUACAAGCAAAAACAUCCUCUUUAACCACUAAAAGGUCAUUUUAACUGAACUGCUACUAAAACUCUGUAGCAUUGACAAUGAAGUGCAGUUAUUAUAGAAUAAAUGGGGGAAGGUUACAAGUAAGUAGACCAAGCAUGAGUGAAAGGCAGAGCUUUGUGAGUUUGACCAUUUCCCCACGUUUUGCUCAAUGAAUCCAACUCUAUACUCCAAGGAAAGUUGAGACAGAGCCUAAUAGCACAGAUUCCACCUUGUUCAUGUUUGCACAUUUCUCUAGGACAGUAACGUUUACAUUUUUGGCAAACUUAAAGAGUUAGUUCAACCAAAAACGAAAAUCCGUCAUCAUUUACUCACCUUCACGUUUUCCAAGCCUGCAGGACUUUUAGUUUUUGCAUGGAACACAAAAGGAAACAGUUUGAAGAAUGUUUUGUUGCUUUUUCCUAUACAUAAAAGCAGACUUGAUGCUUUCGAAUAGAGUUGUCAAAAGUACUGAUCGGUAGUACAAUCGGUACUGAAAUUUUAAAAAUGUGAUGCUUUGAGCACUGUUGAGCGAAUUCGUAAACACUUCUGAUUGGCCAUUGUGUUCACGCGCUCAUCAGAUAUGUCUGUGAUUAUCUACAAUGAUCAACGCACGGGAGCGUUUGAAAACACACCGAAGUGUUUGAAUUUGAAAGCGUGAGCGGGAACAUUUGAAAGCAGGCAUAUGUCAGCAAACUGGUCCGUGUUAGACGCCUGCUUUCAAAUGUUCCCGUGUGUCUCUGUGUAAGCGCUCGGUAAAGAGCGUCAUUGAUGACUUUACAAUGUUUUUGAAGCAUUGAUCAUUGAAGCCAAUCACAGACAUAUCUGAUGAGUGUGUGAACACAAUGGCCAAUCGGAGGCGUUUACGAAUCCGCUCAACAGCGCUCAAAGCGUCACAUUUUUAAAAUUUCAGUACCGACUUGGUACCGAAGUUGGUACUUUUGACAACUCACUUUCGAACUCUAAAAAUGAGGGAAAAAUAUGAUAAAAGUAGUUCAUAUGACUAGUGUUAGUGCUCUUUUCCUCAACAGUUGGAUUCAGAAAACUUGGAAUAUACGAUAACACUAUUUUACAGUGUCAUUGUUACAUGUCACAUGUAGUUACUAUUGUAAUAUCUAUAAAUUAUGCAUAAUUACAUGCAACUAACCCUAAACCAAACCAAAUCCUAAACCUAUAGUAAGUACAUGUAGUUACUUAAUAUUACUCAGUACUUAAAUGUAUAAUUACAGUGUAACAAAGACACCUUAAAAUAAAGUGUAACCGAAUAUACUGUAUAUUUCAGGUUUUCUAAAUUCCAACAGCCCUCCACCAAAUCUCAUUUGUGCAUAUGCAUAUCCAAAUAUGAUACAUAAAGAUGCAUUUCAUCAUGUUUGAUGUAAAUUGAUCUUGAGUGUCUCAAGAAAUGCAACUAAAUGCAACACAAAAACGUUUAAUAUGCUAAUACGAUGCUACGGAGGGCAAGAUGGAUUUAAAUGUGGUAAUUUAUAGAACUUGAUUGAUGGGCGUUCUAAUUCUGCAGAAAUCUUCUGACCUUUCUGACGAGUUCUGUAGGCUCAUAUUACAUGUGAGCCAGAUAAUGACUUAAAUUGGUGGUCUGUUCUCCUUUUGUGUCCCAUUGAAGAAAAUCACAGGGUACAGAUUGACAUGAGCUGACAGAAAUUUCCUUUUUGAAUGAACUAUUUCUUUCAAGUCGGAAGAUUCAAGUCUACUACUAAUGCUAACCCAACAGAACAUAUUGUCAAUACUGCUUCCUUACAAGAUAUAAGUCAAGUAUUAAAGUUAAAUCACAUACAGUAUGGAGCCAAAAAGAAAGAGAACCAAAUACAAACACAGUUGUAGUGUUAGUUAGACUGUAAUCCUCCAAACUAUAAUUCAUCUUGAGAAAGAAGCGUCUGCAGUGUUUCUGUUUCCGCACACCUCAGCUUUAUGGCCUGUGCUAUUUUUCUGUCUCUCUCGGCUCUUUUCUGUCUCCAUCUGUCUUUUAGUUUCGAGAAUCAGGCUGGAAUGGUUACAUUCCUGCUGAAUGAAGUGAUAAUGCUUCUGUAUCACAUAGCCUAAAGGGACUUGGUUUAAAUGAAAUGCAUCUUGACAAUGAAGUUUUGAAGUGAAAGUGUGUUUACCAGCAGACCGUUUUUAGGGUUUAAAAAUCACUAAGCAGUAGAUCGGGCGUGAUGAUGGCUGCGAGACAACCAGAGUGGGGUCACUGUCACUGGCUGUCACUGAGACUACAUGAGACUACAUGCCCUCCCUUAAGAGCUUGGCCACGUGCGCGUCGUUUGUGUGACCAAGAGGGACGUAAUAGAGCACUCAAGAUGGAGAGAAAAAUAAUAACACCUCUCAUCCCAUCAAACACUCACUGACACACAAUCUAUGUUUACUGUAUUUUAGAAAGAUUGCUUUCCGUAAAACAGUUGGGACCAGAAGCGACAGCUACUUCUAACGUUCAUCCUCUGUUGAAAUGGAGGGGAAAGAGUGCUUCUGCUUAGGAUGAGUGUAGAAACUCUGUCACUGUACACACUGCUGCUAUAAGAGCCAUCUGUGCUUAUUACGAUAGUGGAGAAGGUGAAAGACUGAGAAACUGCAGACUCAACCUCACUCACUUCUCUGCCUGGAAGCAUUUAAAGUCAACAUGAAACUAAAAUUGACCCCAUUUACUUUUUUUUUUCUUCUUCUUCUUCUUUUUUGUGGCUAUGUGUAUCCAUAUAUUAUUAUCUAAUGUUAUAUAUUAUCUUUUAGGCCAGGAGAUAUUAUAUAUAUAUAUAUAUAUACAAACUUUUUAGGUUACUGUGGUUGGUAAUGCAGCCAUUCUUAAAUCUUACAAUAGUAAAAAUAUUAAUUUAAUGCUGGUGAAAGCUGCAGUCUGUAACUUUUUUUGGUUAAAAAUUAUCCAAAAUCAAUUUUUGAGCAAGUACAUAACCAGCCAGUGUUCAAAACUAUCUCCUUACCUUAGCCCGAUUCACAAUGGUAAGCUUGUAAUAAUGUUUUCUAAUUCGAGUGGUACUGGUAGGUUUCUGCGGGAAAUUCGAGCAUGCUGCCAUUCAUCUUUGCAUCAUUACGUCACAUCUGUUUACAUAAAGAACGAGUCCCAGCUAGUAGGUUAUAUCGCAUGUGAGGAUGCUGCAGGUGACAGAGCAUUUUUUUCACAGUAGCUGGAAUAAUUAAACUUAUCAUUUUGAUGGCGGAUUGUAUGGUAUGACAAAUUAACGUUAGAGAUUAGACUGUAUAGAAAUUGAAAUCUACAGGUAACACUAAUACACACUAAAUACACAGUCACACAACGCUAAUGUUGUUAACAUUAACAAUUUGAGAACAAAGUAUAACAAUAAUAAUAAUUUGUGCGAUUAGAUGUGAUAUGAUCUAAGCGAUCGUUAGAUUUAAUCACCAUUGGUAGCGCGAUUUAUUGUAAUGCUUUUUUUCUCAGUUGGUCAGAACAAAAGUGGCAGAUUUACAAGUUACUUACUUGUUCAGAUGACAUUUUCCGGUGAAAAUUCUUAAUUUGAUCAUACUUCAAGACUACAAUCUGUGAUUCCGAAGUACAGUAUCCACCGGUGUGGUAACUGACAGCCACACAUUCUCCUCAAAACAUUAGAUUCAUCCGCGCUGAGGAGCUGUGCCGAUGCACAACCCACGUAAAGAUGAUAAUUCCGCAAAUAACUGCAAUUGCAGGUUUCAAACAGAGAUGGCGACAAAGAGGCAAAACUUACAGACUGCAGCUUUAACUAAUAAAGUUUACAAAUAUUGAUAUAUUUGCAUUAUUGUUGGGAUACGUCAAGACAGAACAUUCAUGUUUGGUUCCAUCCUGGUAUGCAAAGAAAGUCAAUUCCAUAUGGAUGAAGUAUUAGUCCCAGUGUACAUUCAUUUUAGUCAAGGAACAUACUGUUUUACUAGUAGACGUGUCACAUUACAGAUGUAAAAUGGGUUAUCAAGGGUGUUUCGUAUUGGCUUUAAGGGAUAUUUGUUAUUUAUGAGGCAUUUGUAUCUGGAGGGCUGAAAUCUACAGCAUUUUCCAAUCAGUACUGCAUGUUCACCAUCACUAGCAAAUAGAAACAAUACAAGCAAAUUAUCUAAUAUGCAAGUUUGGCUCCAGUGGGCCACGGUCAACAUUAUUACCAUCAUAAAUGAAAAUGUUUUUGUGUUAUGCCUGGUGGUCUGGCUUCAACCCCAUUUUUGCUUCAAGAACACCAUGGUGUUAGUCAAUACUAGCUUUGAUUAGGUCUGCACUGAUGCGUGCCAUCUGCUCAGUGUACUAUCUCUAACCCCACCACGCUAAAUUCAUGAUGUGUUCCAACACUCUUAUCUGACUGAUUUACAAACUUUGGCCACAAAAUCGCAUCCUGUGAACCAAUCCCACGUGUAAGCUUUCCAAGGUUAGGAAUUGUUUAAGAGUUUGGAAAUUUUUUUUGGUCUUGUUUCAGCUUUUUUAAUUUUUGAAAGAUGUCUUCAAACCCAUCUCUCUUCUCUUCUUUUACAAAAAAGUAUAUACCCACGUAUAUACAGUACCCAUUUUUUUUUUCUUUAUAUUUUUCCACUGUUAUAGGCUUCACUGUGUAUUUAAAUCUGGAAUUGUCAAAUGUUGAGUUAUUAGUGUUGAAUGACAACCAACAGCAGUUUGGCAUUAGCAAUUUUCAUUUUUACUUUUUUUUUUUUUUUUUUUUUGUGUCUGUUUUGAAAUGCAUUUGUGUCAAGCUUAAUGCGUGUAAACAUUUCAGUACAGAUCAUCUCAUAAACCGUUGCAAAUGUGUUUGACAUCUGGGGCAUAUCUGUUUAAUAUGCAAUGAAAAUAUUGCUAUUUGCUAACUGUCUAAAUGUGUCUGUCAAAUAUCUAAUGGUGCAAGAGAAUCUCAGUGCUUGAUACUCCAACACAAGGGUUGUAAUGUCAUUUUUAGUUGUUCUUUUCUUGUACAUUGUUCAUUGUUUUAUGUUGUCAUUGUUUUUGUAUCAUAUUCUCGUCACUUAUCAAGUUUAAGGGUGUGCUAAGCAUUAAUUGAUAACGUUUUUGCAUUAUAUAUAUAAACCUUUAGUUUUUCUAAAUGUUUUUUUUCUUUGCCUCUCCUAUUGCCACAUUAGAAUUAAUUUAUGUUGGAUUUUCAUAAUAAAACGGAUGUAUGUGGAUACUAUCAUACAGCACAUACAAAUUCACAUUAUAGUUUCUAGCCAUUGUAAAGCAGAACUUUUCAUUGCUGUUAAUGAAGUUCAUUAACAGCAAGUAUUGCCCAAUACUAAGGAAUUAUCUGCAAGGCAUGGUCUCUCUUUAUCAUAUCAUAUAUUGAAGAUUGCAGAAUUCAUAUCUCCAGAACAUCUAAGAACAUUCUUGCACACCCGUGCCAUCUGAUUGUAUAUUUUGGGAUAUUUUUUCAACAGUCGUUGAAACUAAUUUUGUACCCAUUCAAUGUGUUUUUUUCUUUAGUUUUUGUACCUAUUAAUUCAAGAAACUAAGUUGUAGAUCUGAAUUACAUGUUGGCAUUUGUUGGUAUAUUGAAUUGUGAUAUUUUAAUCAACAGUGUUGCAAGGACAGGGAAGCUUUUUAUUGGUGAUCUAAAUGACCACAGUACAACUAAAAUAAUUGAAAUUUUUUCUCCCAUUAACAGACACUGCCAUAAAAUGAUCUAAUAAUCUGGUGUGCUUUGGGUUUAAAACAAAAAAAAAGGUGGGGGAUCUAAAAAGUAAUUCAGUUCUAAUCACUGUCAUAUCUGUAUUUUUGUACUGCCAUUCUAACCACCACCAGUAAGCUGCAUAUACAAGCUGUAGAAACGUAUGCUCUUGAGUGACGUGUUUAAUGUAGUCCUGGUGAGUGGCAGUUAUCAGAUAUCUUGUGAACCCAGAUUUGUCCUGUGGAGUAUUUUGCUACAUGUAAAGCACUAUAAAUAUAUUAGGUGGUGCACUAAAUUGCAUUCUUUAAAUCCUACUAUUUUUUAAAUAAAGGAAAGUGUGUUGCCAAACCCCUG